Messenger RNA from Carya illinoinensis, 1074 nucleotides. RefSeq names its product mediator of RNA polymerase II transcription subunit 30-like. The record is from RefSeq and is a predicted model, not a curated record. The transcript is spliced from 3 exons. Gene Ontology annotation, cellular component: mediator complex. NCBI's taxonomy places the organism in Eukaryota, Viridiplantae, Streptophyta, Magnoliopsida, Fagales, Juglandaceae. The coding region runs from base 208 to 798 and encodes 196 amino acids.
AAAUCUGUUGGGCUACGCCCGCGCAGGUUCGAACCCUGCUGUCGACGUUUCUGUUCAUCUUUUUGAGAAACUUCUGUUUGGGAGCUAAGAAACCGUGGGAAAAUAUAUAUAUUUCUUACAAAAUAAAUCAUUCGUUUUUUUCCUUUUUCUUUUCCCUUGCUACCUAUACUUUCUCAGCAACCAAACUAAUACUCCCGAAUUCCGAAAAUGGAAGAGAAAACCGCGACUGCGAUAACGAACCCAAAGUCCACGCAAGAGCUGGCAAUGGAUGGCCAGAAGCUUCUAGAAGAAACCAUAGAGUCCGCCUUUCAUAUCCUCUCUUCCAUGAACGACGAGCUCUGCAACCCCGCCUUAUGGUCCACCACUUCUUCUGCUUCUUCUUCUUCUUUAUCAUCUACUUCUAAUAUAACCUCAAUUGCUAAUGGUCCUUCGCAAGCCUCGAACGGUAUCGCCAAUGGCGACGCGGCCUCUUCCGAUACGCAUCACGGAGAGAGUGGUGGUGGUAGUGGAGGAGCGCUCGAAGAGGCUCGUUUUCGGUAUAAGAGUUCUGUGAACUCGCUUCGUGCAGUUCUCGCCGCAAUCCCCAACUCUCAGAAGGCGAAAACAUUUGAAUUGGGUUCAACUCCAAGUGGUCCGCUAUCCCCAGCAGGUCAGGAUGAGAUUGAGAAGUUAGAAGAGCGAGCCUCUGGUUUAAGAAAGGAACUUGCAAGCAAGAACAGGUAUCUCAAGGUUCUCAUAGAUCAACUACGAGAUCUUAUUACUGACAUAUCCACAUGGCAAAGUCCUUGUUCCAUCUGAAGUUCCGGACAGAUACAGUCAUUUUGAGUGCCGUGCCUGAGAAUAGAGACUUCGGUCCAUAUGUUCCCAUUAAGUGAUGAUGCUUCUGUGCCAACUGUCUUACUCAUUCUAUUAGACUUUUUGCAUAUAUUCCUUUUAGAGGUUAAGGAGGGAGAUCAGGUUUCACAGAGUGAAAAUUAUAUCAGACAUUUUGAAUGAAAAAUAGAGUAGUGAUCUUGUAUAUCCUUGUACAUUUAACAUUAUGAAUUAAGUGCUUGUUGAAAAGGAUUUCAGGUA